Messenger RNA from Globicephala melas (long-finned pilot whale), 2096 nucleotides. RefSeq names its product collagen and calcium binding EGF domains 1 (gene CCBE1). NCBI's taxonomy places the organism in Eukaryota, Metazoa, Chordata, Mammalia, Artiodactyla, Delphinidae. Gene Ontology annotation, molecular function: calcium ion binding. The record is from RefSeq and is a predicted model, not a curated record.
CUUCCCUGAUGGUGCCGCCGCCUCCGAGCCGGGGAGGAGCGGCGAGGGGGCAGCUGGGCAAGAGCCUGGGUCCGCUUCUGCUGCUCCUGGCGCUGGGACACACGUGGAGCUACCGAGAGGAGCCCGAGGACGGCGACAGAGAAAUUUGCUCGGAAAACAAAAUCGUCACGACCACAUACCCGUGUCUGAAGCCUUCAGGCGAGCUCACGACGUGCUUCAGGCGGAAGUGCUGCAAAGGGUAUAAAUUUGUCCUUGGACAAUGCAUCCCAGAAGAUUAUGAUGUAUGUGCUGAGGCUCCCUGUGAACAGCAGUGCACAGAUAACUUCGGCCGAGUGCUGUGUACUUGUUACCCAGGAUACCGAUAUGACCGGGAGAGGCACCGGAGGCGGGAGAAGCCGUACUGUCUGGAUAUCGACGAGUGCACCACCAGCAGCGAGACGCUGUGCGCGCACAUCUGCGUCAACACCUUGGGCAGCUACCGCUGUGAGUGCCGGGAGGGCUACGUCCAGGAGGAUGAUGGGAGGACGUGCACCAAGGGAGACAAAUACCCCAACGACACUGGGCACGAUGAGAAGGUGGAGAACGCGGUGAGAGCCGGCACCUGCUGUGCCACGUGCAAGGAGUUUCACCAGAUGAAGCAGACGGUGCUGCAGCUGAAGCAGAAGAUUGCCCUGCUACCCAACAGCGCUGCGGACCUGGGCAAGUACAUCACUGGUGACAAGGUGCUGGCCUCAAAUGCCUACAUUCCAGGACCUCCUGGCCUGCCUGGGGGCCAGGGUCCCCCCGGCUCACCAGGACCAAAGGGGAGCCCAGGCUUCCCGGGUAUUCCAGGCCCCCCCGGGCAGCCCGGCCCGCGGGGCUCCAUGGGACCCAUGGGACCGUCUCCUGAUCUGUCCCACAUUAAGCAAGGCCGGAGGGGCCCCGUGGGCCCACCAGGUGCCCCAGGAAGAGAUGGUUCUAAGGGGGAAAGAGGAGCACCUGGCCCCAGAGGGUCUCCAGGACCCCCUGGUUCCUUCGACUUCCUGUUGCUCAUGCUGGCGGACAUCCGCAACGACAUCACCGAGCUGCAGGAAAAGGUGUUCGGGCACCGGACUGACUCUUCAGCAGAGGAGUUCCCGUUACCUCAGGAACUUUCCAGCUCUCCAGAGACCAUGGACUUCGGCUCUGGAGAUGACAGCCCCAAAAGAACUGAGACAAGAGACUUGGGAACCCACAGAGACUUCUAUCCUUAGCACACGCCGACAUCUUCACGCCAAAGGAAGAGCAGUGUUCGCCUGCAGUGAAAUCAUCCAGAGAACAGAACAGAACACCACUGGAGACCUAGAAAAGAUACGUUCUUUUUUUUAAACUUUUUUCCUUUCUUCUCCGUACUUCUCUUAUCCCAAACACUAUUUUCAGGCUAGACAUACUAAAGACAAGAGGGAGGAAAUGAUUGAUUUACUUGCUUUCCCUGGAGAAUCUGCAUGGAACUUCCCUUUGACUUCCUUAUUUCCCAGGGACUUCUGAUUUCUGAAUCAGGUACUCUCACAGUGUCUUAAAAUUUGGCAGACUAUCAAAAAGUGGGGAAUGGCAAGGUGAGUUCUAAGAAAAUGUGAGUUUACUUAUUAAAAAUAAUAGAUACGUGUCCAAAAUAGACUAUUACACCUCAGUGUCAAAGUUAAAUCAAAUUAAAUGAAUUAAAUCAAAUUAAGUCAAAUUAAAUCAAAAUUUUCAGUGAAAAGGGAGAGAUGACAAUGUAUAUUUAUCUUGGUGGAUAAUUCUUUUUCCUUGUCAAUCUAACGGAUUUAAAAUAUUCUGUCCUCUUAUCCAACCUUGUUUCCUAACUUUGAUUAAGGAAAGGAGAGAAGGAGUGGAGAUUAGAAAAGAUGGAGAAAAAUUACAGUCCCAUAUUGACUGUCCUAUAAGCUGCCACAUACUGACACUCAAGAUGUGACAGUUAAGGGUUCCUACCACGCUUAUCUAUAACUAUCCUAUUUGAAGAAGAAAAUUACUGUCGCUGUAGGAAUAAAUUCCAUUGUCAAGACAAAAAGUAAGUGAAUGCAGUGCCCUGGUUCACAUUAGAACAGCGGGCUCCCGGGUGGCCAGGACGUUUUAAA